AUGAACAAUCAAAGUCUUUUCGAAAACUGUUCAAUUCAUUAUCAAAAUGAGAUUUUAUUCGAAAAUUGUACACUUACUUCGGCUCCGUGUCUUUUGAUUCAGGAUCUAAACACAGCAAUUUCUAUAACAUUCAAUGCAUAUUACAUAUCAAUAUCACUAUUCUCUGCAACAGCACUUAUCAAUUUAUAUUGCCUCUGUGUAACACUUCCAUUACUUUUCGAAACUGAAGAAGAACUACAGAAGCGAUAUAUUUUCUUAGUGACUCGAUGUCUUUCCUGUAUAUUUAUGGUUAUUCCAAUGAUUUUGAGCACAACUGUAAUGAAACAUUUUUUGAAUUCACAUCCAUCAACAUUCAUCCUAUAUGCCCUAAUGAAUACUGUCAGCAAUACCAGUAUGUUCGGAUUUUUAGGGUCCUAUGCCGCGUUGGCGCUUCUUUUCUAUGUUGGAGUAAUGUAUCCGGUGUACUUCAGAUCUCUCAUCACUUUACGAUUUGUCUAUAUUUUAGUUUUGGGAAUUUAUUUGACUUCAUUGGUAAUUUCAAUACCUAUCGGUGUGUUUCAAGCAGCAAUUCAAAGUCCCGGAGUUAUCAACUGCAGCUUAUCAACCUGUGUACCAUGGGUGAAUCUCAUUGAAUUUAUAAUUGCCAGUGUUUGCUUGGUGUUCACAAUUGCUAUUUUAUUUUUUGUAUUUAUCUCUUUGGUGAGAAGUAGCAGGAAAUUGAAAAGAUCAAAUACUCUUUCCUCAUCUGCAUCCUCUGUGAAACGGGUCCGCAAUCGUCUUGGUUGGUCAAUUAUUGCAGUUUGCCUUAUUGCAGCGGCUCAAAUUAUUCCAUACGUGUUUUUACUUGACGUAGCACCUCAUGAUAUUGAGACUUGUAAAGGUUUCUACAAAGCAAAUAAGUUUAUGGGAGAAGUUAUUGCAGGACUCUGUGAGUCAGUUGUAUGGAUCUUCCUGUUCAUUUUGGACCCCAUCGUCAAUAUUUUCUUCGACAAAAAGGUCUCGGAAAAAGUAAAACAACAAUUUCGAUGGCUUCGUGAGAAGAUUCCAAAUAUUUCUUCUGCUGCAGCAUUAGCGCCAUUGUGA
Molecule: messenger RNA, 1083 nt
Organism: Caenorhabditis elegans
Lineage: Eukaryota; Metazoa; Nematoda; Chromadorea; Rhabditida; Rhabditidae
Product: G-protein coupled receptors family 1 profile domain-containing protein
Exons: 7
Coding region: 1-1083 (360 amino acids)
Biological process (GO): signal transduction; G protein-coupled receptor signaling pathway
Cellular component (GO): plasma membrane; membrane
Molecular function (GO): G protein-coupled receptor activity
Source: RefSeq, marked reviewed